Molecule: messenger RNA, 2037 nt
Organism: Ipomoea triloba (trilobed morning glory)
Lineage: Eukaryota; Viridiplantae; Streptophyta; Magnoliopsida; Solanales; Convolvulaceae
Product: T-complex protein 1 subunit alpha
Exons: 17
Coding region: 150-1787 (545 amino acids)
Biological process (GO): protein folding
Cellular component (GO): chaperonin-containing T-complex
Molecular function (GO): ATP-dependent protein folding chaperone; ATP binding; ATP hydrolysis activity
Source: RefSeq, a predicted model, not a curated record
CUUCAAAACCCAUCGCUUCAAAAACCUCAGUUGCUCUGGGCCGAGGUUUCAGUUUACACAGCGCUUUUUUCUUGCCAAGGUGGAUCCAGGGUUUCUCCAUCCUUCCAGAACCGUCUCCACCAACACUCACUCACUCGAUCUUCACACAGAUGGCGCUUGCGGGACAAACUCUCGAUAUUUCCGGCGAACGGCAGUCCGGUCAGGAUGUCCGAACCCAAAAUGUAAUGGCAUGCCAAGCAGUGGCGAACAUCGUUAAGUCGUCACUUGGUCCCGUCGGGCUCGAUAAGAUGCUUGUUGAUGAUAUUGGUGAUGUAACAAUCACAAAUGAUGGUGCUACUAUUCUGAAGAUGUUAGAAGUUGAGCAUCCAGCAGCCAAGGUUCUUGUUGAGUUGGCGGAGCUUCAAGACCGGGAAGUUGGUGAUGGAACUACUUCUGUAGUCAUCAUAGCUGCAGAGUUGCUCAAGAGAGCAAAUGACUUGGUGCGGAACAAAAUUCACCCCACUUCAAUAAUCAGUGGAUACAGACUUGCAAUGAGAGAAGCUUGUAAGUAUGUUGAAGAGAAACUGGCUGUGAAGGUUGAAAAACUUGGAAAGGAUUCCCUCAUAAAUUGUGCCAAGACAAGCAUGUCAUCAAAGUUGAUUUCUGGUGACAGUGAUUUCUUUGCAAACCUGGUUGUUGAAGCAGUACAAUCGGUUAAGAUGACUAAUGCCCGAGGUGAAAUUAAAUAUCCCAUUAAGGGCAUUAAUAUACUCAAAGCCCAUGGGAAAAGUGCAAGAGAUAGCUAUCUUUUGAAAGGAUAUGCUCUAAACACUGGUAGGGCAGCCCAAGGGAUGCCACUGAAAGUUUCUCCUGCACGGAUUGCUUGCCUCGACUUCAAUCUUCAAAAGACAAAAAUGCAGUUGGGUGUUCAAGUUUUAGUCACCGAUCCCAGGGAGCUUGAGAAGAUUCGUCAAAGAGAAGCUGAUAUGACAAAAGAACGCAUUGAGAAGCUUCUAAAAGCUGGAGCCAAUGUUAUAUUGACUUCCAAAGGAAUUGAUGACAUGGCACUCAAGUACUUUGUGGAAGCUGGUGCAAUUGCAGUUAGACGUGUUCGUAAGGAUGAUUUGCGUCAUGUUGCCAAGGCUACUGGUGCAACUGUGGUCUCAACAUUUGCAGAUAUGGAAGGAGAAGAAACAUUUGAAGCGUCACUCCUUGGACAGGCAGAAGAGGUUGCUGAGGAGCGCAUUGCUGAUGACGAUGUUAUUAUGAUUAAAGGGACUAAAACUACUAGUGCGGUUUCAGUGAUACUUAGGGGAGCAAAUGACUUUAUGCUUGAUGAGAUGGAGAGGGCCCUGCAUGACUCUUUAUGCAUUGUUAAGAGAACAUUAGAAUCCACAACUGUUGUUGCUGGUGGAGGUGCUGUUGAGUCUGCCUUAUCAGUUUACCUGGAGUACCUUGCAACUACACUUGGAUCUCGGGAGCAACUGGCAAUUGCUGAAUUUGCCGAAUCCUUAUUGAUCAUUCCAAAGGUACUUGCUGUCAAUGCUGCUAAGGAUUCGACCGAGUUGGUUUCUCAAUUACGUGCACAUCACCAUUAUGCACAAACCCAGGCAGAUAAGAAACAUUGGUCGAGCAUGGGACUAGACCUAGUGAAGGGAAUCGUACGUAACAACCUGGAAGCUGGAGUAAUUGAGCCUGCUAUGAGUAAAGUGAAGAUAAUCCAAUUUGCAACUGAAGCUGCUAUCACAAUUCUUCGAAUCGACGACAUGAUAAAGCUCAUCAAAGAUGAAAGUCAGAACGAGGAGUAGGGUUGGUUAUAUAUUUUCACAGUUUCUGAACGAGUAAGUUGAUUCGUAGGGGAGAUGUAACAUUGCCAUCCAUUUGAUUUUUGUGAGCCGUGAAAUGAUGUUUCCCAGGCUGCCUGCUUGUUUUAUUCUGAACUCGUGUGAUUGUGAUACAAGACUUUAACCCACUAUGUCAGCAAAUUUUGAAGUACUCUUAAGUUUAUUUGUAUGAAAAAUCAAGUAUUCGAAAUUUCUAAGCCAUUUCAUUCCUUCA